GUACGACUACAGGAAUAAACAAGCGAUAAACAUAAAUUAUUAUAUUUAUUUAAUAAUAAUGGAUAUCAUAUGUAGAUUAUGUUGUUCCACAAAAUUUGUAAAUAAUGAUAUUUUUGACGAACAGAACGCUUUAUACUUGAAAAUGUCGUUAUAUUUGCCGAUUAAGGUGUUAAAAAAUGAUCGACUGCCUCAGAAGAUAUGUGAUAAGUGCAGUUGUAAAGUGAAUGAUAUUUACCAAUUCUGUAACGAAACUAUUGAAGUUCAGAAUCGGUUACAUGCAAUGUUACCACAGCUGCUGCCACCCAACACACAUAGCGAGAACUCAAUUGACCUCACUUUAAUAAAACACAACAGCGGCUCACCCCCUCCGCCCGCAUACUGUGAACAGAGUACACAGACUGAUGACAAGGAUAAUACAGACACAAAUGCAGCUCCUGCAGUCGAUCACACUGAGGGUAUAGUCAAGGUGAAAGAUGAACCAAAACCUCCCUCUCCAUCGCCUGUUAAAAUAGAAGAUUUCAGUACAGAAUCAGACAAUUAUAAUGAUAUUUCCAAUGAAGUGCCUGAUGUAGCAUCCGAUAAUAGCGAUGAUAUGUCAUUAAUCAAUUUAAAGAGAAAGAAAAAAGGUAAGAAUUCUCAAAUAAAUGGUCAGGUUACAGAAAAAAAGGGGAGGAAAAAGAAACCUAAACAAAAAGAUUGGGAGAUGCUUAUUAAUGUGUUGCCUCAGGAGACUGCAGUAGCAGUGAUGGAUAAGAAUAACGAGUCAAUGAAAUUAAAUGUCAAGAAGGAAAAUGAGGAUGAGGACAUCCAAGUUUCACUAUUAGUGGAACGGGCAUCUGCCGAAUUGAAAGUUUACAAUUGCUGCAUAUGCUUCUUGCAGUUUUACAGCCGAAGCGAAAUGUUGCAACAUUAUAGGCAGCACGUGACGGAGGCGGAGAGUUGGGCGGACGCUCCACCGGCGCCGCCGCCGCCCGACCAGGACCCGCUGCGGUGCGUGCGCUGCAGGAAGGUGCUGGAGCGCGGCGAGUGGGCGGCGCACUGGCGGCGGCACUGGGAGCGCGACCGGCGCCCGUACCGCUGCGCCGUCUGCGAGAAGACCUUCCGCGACCCCCACCAGAUACUCAAGCACGGUCUCACUCACAAGAUGGGCGAAGAUGGUGCGGACAUUAUACAGCCUCUCACUAAGAGAUUCAUCUGUGACCUGUGUCCGGAAGGUUUUGUAUAUAUGAAACAGCUGCUGUCGCACCGCCUGCGCGCGCACCCGGAGGCGGCGGGGCGGGCGCUGUCGCUGCGGUGCCGGGAGUGCGCGCGUCAGUUCGCGCACCUCAACUCGCUGCGGCGCCACCAGCGCGCGCACUCCGGCGAGCGGAACUUCCUCUGCAACGUCUGCGGCAAGGCGCUCACCUCGCGCGAGCAUCUCAAGUUCCACAUCCGCAUACACACCGGCUACAAGCCCAACGUCUGCAAGACGUGCGGCAAGGGAUUCGUGAAGAAGUGCAACCUGACGCUGCACGAGCGCGUCCACUCGGGGGAGAAGCCGCACGUGUGCUCGCACUGCGGCAAGGCCUUCAGCCAGCGCUCCACGCUCGUCAUACACGAACGGUACCACAGCGGCGCGCGUCCGUACGUGUGCGGUCUGUGCGGACGCGGGUUCGUGGCCAAAGGACUGCUCUCCAUGCACCUCAAGACCACCUGCAUCUAGCACGCGGCCCGACGCGCACAGAUAGCCCGCAACGACGGCUACCGUUUGUUACGCCCACACACACAGACUGAACUAGUUACGUGAUAUAUACACUCGUGUGUCCUCACAAAUUGACAAAUGUGAUAUAAUGAUAGAUACUAAUAAUGCGGACGGAGCCAGAACAUCUACCUAGUGUAGUGUACACCGUGGUUACUGAACCGUUUCACUAAUAAUGACAUCUGUACAACUAUAAUGGUACUAAGAGGCAUCUUACACUAUCAUAUGCAAUGUCCGAUUGAUAUUGUAAAAAAUUUGUUUUACUUAUGUCAAUACUACUAGUUUAAAUAUUUUUAUGACUUCUGAAUGUAAUUGAAACAAUUGUCAACGUAUAAUGAUGGAAACAUAGUAAGUUUAUUAAUUUUCCGUAUGUCAUAUAUGUAGUUUUAAAAUGGAUAUCUGAUAAAAGAUACGAAAUUAUGCUCCGUAAUUAAAAAAUAAAACUAUCAGACUAAGGUUCUUGAAUAAAAUAAUAUUGCGACUAUAAAUUGAGAUGUAAGCUAUCCUAUCUUUCAAGUUGGAUCAAAUUGCACACAAUGUGCUAAUCAAAUUUGCAGUCGGUUCAGUAAUUUAGGAGUACAUCGCGGACAGAAAACAUGACACGUAAUUUUUAUAUAUAAAGAUAAACAAAAUUACACUGCUUUUAUUGCUUUAACUGAGCAGUUUCAUUGUUGUAUUUUUAAAAUUAUAGGUAGGUUUUAAUGAGAUCAAUUUUUUAAAUGCAGAUGUAUUAAGAUGAUAGUGUAAUGUGUCCUUAAGUUGUCGCCGUCUUGGGUACAAGUUUUGACUAUUGUAUUGUGCCUUAUAUUCAUAAAAUCAGUAAAUUUAAGGUCACUAAAAUGUCCAGACUUGUGGCGGCGUGGUGGGCCGGGUCAUUGGGUUCCCUAAAAUAUGGUCGAGCGCAGUGAUGGCUGGGUCAUCCGUC
Molecule: messenger RNA, 2663 nt
Organism: Achroia grisella
Lineage: Eukaryota; Metazoa; Arthropoda; Insecta; Lepidoptera; Pyralidae
Product: zinc finger protein 570-like
Exons: 10
Coding region: 59-1702 (547 amino acids)
Biological process (GO): regulation of transcription by RNA polymerase II
Cellular component (GO): nucleus
Molecular function (GO): DNA-binding transcription activator activity, RNA polymerase II-specific; zinc ion binding; RNA polymerase II cis-regulatory region sequence-specific DNA binding
Source: RefSeq, a predicted model, not a curated record